Blastomyces dermatitidis ER-3 is the source of this 2428-nucleotide messenger RNA. RefSeq lists its product as uncharacterized. Lineage: Eukaryota; Fungi; Ascomycota; Eurotiomycetes; Onygenales; Ajellomycetaceae. The coding region runs from base 716 to 1546 and encodes 276 amino acids. The record is from RefSeq and is a predicted model, not a curated record. The transcript is spliced from 3 exons.
CGUCGUCAAACUUCAAGUUGUCGUCUUCAUCUUUUUUGCCCCUCCUCCUCUUCCUCUUCCACCUCCUCCUCUUCCUCUUCUACCUCCUCCUCUUACCCCUCUUACCCCUUUUACCCUGCCCUCCUCGCUAUCUCCUGUCCUCUCGCUAUUCGAUAUCAUCGUCUCUCGCUAACCGCGGCGGUUCGCGCUUUGCUUUCUCUGGUUAUUGGAUAUCAAACCAUCACAUCCCGCUCAGCAUCGCUAUAUCGUUAAUAACGCAGCAUUGUUUCGCCAAACUUUCGUUUUUGUUGCUCUUUCUAGUUCUCUCUAUUAGAACGUUUAGAAUAAUUCAUUAUUACCAUACCUAUCAGCCCUGUUCGUCCGUGGCAGUCGAAUCUUUGUCCGUACCGUCGACAACACACGGACGUUCGCUUUUAAGCCGGACGCCAGCCAGCCCAUUCGCUACCAACCUACCAUCUGACUCAAAAGUCUAUUUGCUAUGACUUGAAAAAGGCGAAAUUACUCGGUCAUCAUCUACUUGGGAGAAUAUCGUGCUGUACAAGAAAGACGUUGCAUUCCCGCCCCCUUUUUUUUUGGUUUAUUGCUUGGGAUAUAAAAUCUUGGGUGUUGAAAGCCCGACUGUGCCAACCUUUUUUUACCCUCUCUUUUUCUUGUUGGGUCUUGCACUUGUUGGCCUUCAGUGCUCUAGAGAGGGACCGAGGGUAGUCGAGUCAAUAUGCGGCCCACCAGCCACAUUUUCAUUCUUUGUUCGCUACUCCUGCUGGUGUCGUUUGUGAAAGCCUCGUUGGGGGAUGGCAAGGUUCAUUUAGCACAGCCAAUCGCGCUUGCAAGACGGCAAAAUAGAGAAGACACUACGGCGGAUGGACCUUCGAGGACAGAGGAUCCCACAAUCACUGAAGCCCCGACGGAGACCGGGGACUCGGAAGAAACCGGAAGAAAUACCGACGGAAAUACCGAUACAACUGCUGGAACAAAAGAUACGGGUACCAGAACGACAAAUCCGAGGCCCACAAGUGUCCCCUUUGAUGCCCCCGCAGGCGGUAUAAAGCUUAUCGAACCAGCCAUAACCGAUGGACCAACCUACAUCAAAAUCGGGACGACAGCAACAUUCAAAUGGAACUACACAUCCCUCCUCGUCUCCCCGACCGCCGUCGAUGCGGUCGCAUACUGUAGCAAAAACGACCAUUCAUACACCAUUUCUGGGAACAUGACCGUUGCACCAACCGUAGAGAUCGAGUGGGAUACGGGUGCCUACAGAACAAGCGACGUGCCGUUACUCACGGAAGACUACACGCUCAUGGUGUAUGACAAUUCUAAAGAUCCCUCUACUAUCCCUGGGCCAGGUGAAUUGGGUUCCCAAAACCAGUUUGUCUUUGGAAUGUAUUACCCUCAACCAUAUACUCCACGUCAAGAUUUCGUCUGUCCCGGUUGCAACAGUGCUGUCUCAGAUAUGGAACGACAAGCUCUUAAGUUCAUUGUUGGCAUGUCCGCAGUCACAGUUCUCUCUUUCACAUGGUUCGUUACGGGCGUUGUUGGACUUCUUUAAAGAUGCUGCAAUACAAAAAAGCAAGAGAGGCAAAAGAAAGGCCUUACUUCCUUAUUCCCAGUUUCCUCCUUCUAGAGAGAAUCUAUUCUUCUUCUCUCACCAUAUUCUUCUACUUCCAAAUUUCCGGAUCUCUCUCGUCUCAAAUUUAAUUUUUCGCAAAUUAACCCAACUUUGAUAUUCGACCUUAUUCUCCCAUCUAGCAUAUAGGUACUACCAUCAUUGUAUCUCAUCUUAGUGACGUCGUCAUUUUUCAUAUUUUCGUUGGUUUUCCUGUUUCCUGGGUUGCCUUUCUCGUUUCUUUUUUCUUUCUCGUUCUACUAUGAUCUGAUUUGUAACAAGCAAUAACUUUUCCCACUAAAGUUGUGGUUUAUUGCUUUGUUCAUUUGUGUCUGUUGGGUGCUUAGGUUAUUUUUUUAUUUUUUUUUGGGUGCAGGGGAAACUUAUCGUACAUAAUUUAAUUCGAAUGUAUAUUUUGUGUUCACAGUGUCCCUCAAGGAGUCUUUGAUACUGAAAUCUUACGUCCAAGGUCCCUAAUCCUUUCAUAAUUUCCAGGUCGUUAAAACAAACUCAUAGUAGCCACCCACUCAAUUUCUUUCUUAUUAGUAUUUUAUUUCAAAUAUUUUCCCGUUGUCUCCCCUUUCAUAGCACAUAAGUAAAAGCAUGAAAGAAAACGAAAAGAAAAAAGCAAAAGAAAAUGUUCCAAGAUAGAUCACAGGGAUAUUUUCUCCCUCUCCUCUUUUACUUCUUCCCUGUUUUAAUAACAUUCAUUCCCAUCCGAGUCAAAAGACUUCCAAAAACUCUCAAGCAACAUACACUAGCAGCGAAAAGGACAGAAGAUGAAUGAUGAUUAGUAUCUCAUAGCUCAUAGACAGGCUAUAUAUA